AUGCGUUUGGAUGCAACGGAUGUGCGGUACAUCACGCCGGACGAGUUCCGCGUGCUGACUGCGGUGGAGAUGGGCUCCAAGAACCACGAGGUGGUACCGUCGACGCUCAUUGCUCAGAUCUCGGCGCUGCGGCACUCGGGUAUCAGCAAGCUGCUCGGCAGCCUCGCGAAGCGCAAGCUCGUCGCGCGCGUGCAGAACAAUGCGUACGACGGAUUCCGCCUGACGUACGGAGGGUACGACUACCUUGCGGUGCGCGCACUGAGCAAGCGUAAGUCGAUCUACAGCGUGGGGCACCGCAUCGGCGUCGGCAAGGAGAGCGAUAUCCAGGUCGUGGCGAGCGAGGAGGGCGAGCAGCGCGUGCUGAAGCUGCACCGCCUCGGCCGCAUUAGUUUCCGCAAGAUCAAGGAGAAGCGCGACUACAUGGGCAAGCGCAAGAGCGCAAGCUGGAUGUACAUGAGCCGCCUCGCGGCAGAGAAGGAGUACGAAUUUAUGCAAGUCUUGCACGAGCACAAGUUUCCGGUCCCGACGCCGAUCGACCAGGCGCGGCAUACGCUCGUAAUGUCGUUUAUCGAUGCGUACCCACUGCGCCAGAUCUCAGCGAUGCCCGAGGCGCAGGUGCGCAAGCUGUACGCGGCACUCAUGGCGCUCAUUGUGCGCCUCGCACACGCCGGCUUGAUCCACGGCGACUUUAACGAGUUUAAUUUGCUUGUGCGCGAGGUUUACGAGGAAGACGAGUACGAGGAGGAGUUUGCCGAGCCGAUGCAGGCACCUGUGCAGGAGCAGGACGAGCCGAAGCCGGUCGAGGGUGCGACGGUCCAGCAGGGCAAGGGCUUUGAGCGCGUCGUGCUCAACGACGCGGACGAGGAAGAGGAGGAAGAGGAGGAGGAGGAGGAAGAAGAAGACGACGACGACGAGCUCAUUACGUUCGAGGACGGUAUCCAGGUCGAGCCGAUCCUGAUCGAUUUUCCGCAGAUGGUCAGCAUCGACCACCCCAAUGCGGACUACUACUUUGAGCGCGAUGUGGACUGUGUCCGCCGCUUCUUUCGCAAACGGUUCCGAUUCGAGUCGGACGAAUACCCCAAGUUUGACGAGGUGGUCGCGACGAUGCCAAAGGACAAGCCGCGCCUCGACGAGAUUACCAAGGCGAGUGGCUACGGCAAUGUGACGGACGAUGUGCUGUCGCAACAUAUCGAAAGCAUGCGCAUUCAUGGAAAGGAGGGUGCAGAGGAAAGUGAGGACGAUGAGGAGGGCGAAGACGACGACGAAGACGACGAUGACGACGAUGACGAAGACGAAGACGAUGAAGACGACGAAGAAGAGGACGAUAAAGACGCCGAGGACAACGACGAUGCUCUCGAAACGGCUUCGCGUGCUCCUCACACGUCGUCUCGUCCCAAGCUCGACUCAUCCGACAUUGCUACUCGCGUCGCCGUGUCGCAAGUCCGCACGUCCCGGCGCGAGCAAAAGCACCACGGCCGCAAGGCCCAGGCGACCAAGACCGGACGCCGCCACGGCGGCGGCAAGGCCAAGCACAACAAGGAGCGCACCGUGGCCGACUCGCUCGCCUUUUAG
This is a messenger RNA of Malassezia japonica, 1572 nucleotides long. It is a transcript of the gene rio2, whose product is annotated as non-specific serine/threonine protein kinase. The transcript has a single exon. Gene Ontology annotation, cellular component: preribosome, small subunit precursor; nucleus; cytosol. NCBI's taxonomy places the organism in Eukaryota, Fungi, Basidiomycota, Malasseziomycetes, Malasseziales, Malasseziaceae. Gene Ontology annotation, molecular function: ATP binding; protein serine/threonine kinase activity. The record is from RefSeq and is a predicted model, not a curated record. Bases 1 to 1572 code for a protein of 523 amino acids. Gene Ontology annotation, biological process: protein phosphorylation; maturation of SSU-rRNA.